GGCGACGUCAACGAGGACGGCGCCUUCGACGUCCUCGCCGUGAGCUGGGGCGACAACACGACGCGGCUCUUCGUCAACGACGGCGCCAUGUCGUUCUUCGAGGUCCAGCUCGACUCGGAGGAGGCGCCGACGGACGUCGUCGUCUUCGACUUCGACGGCGACGGCGACACGGACGUCUUGGCGGCGUCGUGGUACAAGGGUACGAUCUUCUGGUUCGAAGGACACGGCGAGCUGGCCACGUACUACGCCAAGGCCUACAUCGCCGAGGGGCUCGCCGGCCCCUGGAACGUCUUCCCCGCGGACAUCGACUCCGACGCGGACCUCGACGUCCUCGCGGCGACGGGCUACGACUUCGCGGUGACGUGGUACGAGAACGACGGGAACAUGACCUUCGCCGUGCGCAAGUCCUACGUCGCCACGGGCCUCGCGGGCCCCUGGAGCGUCUUCCCGGCGGACAUCGACGGCGACGCCGACCUCGACGUGCUCGUGGCGACGGGCUACGACUACGCCGUGACGUGGUACGAGAACGACGGCGACAUGAACUUCUCGCCGCGAGUCGUCGACACGGAGCUCAUCCAGCCGCGCGAGGUCGUCGCGCGCGACGCGGACGGCGACGGCGACGUCGACCUCUUCGUCGCCGUCCGCGGCGCGUCGCAGCUCGUCUGGUACGACAACGACGGGCGCUGCGACUUCGACAAGUACGUCAUCUCCGACGAGGCCGACGGCGCGUACACGGUCUUCGCGACGGACCUCGACGGCGACGGCGACAUCGACGUCAUCGGCGCGAACAAGGACGGCGGCGAGAUCCCCUGGUACGAGAACGACGGCGCCAUGGGCUUCGACGAGCACAUGGUGUCGACGACGGCCGACGGCGUCCGCUACGUCGUCGCGUCGGACAUGGACGGCGACGCGGACCUCGACGUCCUCGCGGCC
Aureococcus anophagefferens is the source of this 933-nucleotide messenger RNA. RefSeq lists its product as hypothetical. NCBI's taxonomy places the organism in Eukaryota, Pelagophyceae, Pelagomonadales, Pelagomonadaceae. The annotation marks the transcript as partial. The record is from RefSeq and is a predicted model, not a curated record. The transcript is spliced from 2 exons.